AUGGCGUCAAAUACUACUUCCUCUUCUCCUACACGAGAGCUCUCUCCAUUGGAAGAUCCUGGAAGUCCGUUUUUCAUGCACCAUGGUGAAUCUCCUGGUGCGAUCCUGGUUGUUCAACCUCUCACUGAGGAUAAUUACCCUAAUUGGGCCAGAGCAAUGAGGAUGGCUCUAGAUGCUAAGAGUAAGCUCGGAUUUGUAGAUGGAUCCAUCACUGCAUCAAUGGCAAUUUCACCACUUGAGAAAAAGGCAUGGUCCAAAUGCAAUUCAAUGAUCUCUUCGUGGAUCUUGAAUUCAGUUUCACCUCAUAUUACUGCUAGUGUCAUUUACAGAAACACAGCCUUUGAGGUCUGGAAUGCUCUUAAGAUUCGGUUUCUACAAGCAAAUGGACCAAGAAUUUCUCAACUUCAGAAGCAAAUUUCCACCGUGAUUCAAGGAGAUUCUACAGUGACAAGCUUCUUCACUGAUCUUCAAGCUUCUUGGGAUCAAUUGUUAAAUCUGAGGCCUCUGCCAUCAUGUUCAUGUGGAAAAUGUACUUGUGGUGUGAAUGAGAAGAUAGGGCAUCAUCACCACCAAGAUUCAAUCAUGCAAUUUCUUAAUGGAUUGAAUGAUUGCUACUCACAGGUCAAGACUCAAAUUCUCAUGAUGGAACCUGUUCCAUCUGUGGAUAAGACUUUCUCGUUGGUAAUCCAGGAAGAAAGACAACGAUCUUCCAGUAGUCAUGCCACUCCUUCAGUGGAAUCCACUGCUCUGGCUGUCCAGAAUCAAUUUUUCAAUCAAGGAUCUUUUCCUGGCAAGAAUUUCAAAGGGAAUGUUGGAAAGGGAAGGCCUAUGUGUAGCUAUUGUGGAAAGGUUGGGCAUGUUAAGGAGAAGUGCUAUAAGCUUGUUGGAUUUCCACCAGGCUACAAGCAAAAGGGAAAGCAGCUUCCUAUGGCUAAUCAGGUCAUAAUGGAGUGUGAUCAAGCUCAGAAUGAGAAUGUGCAUCAGAACAACAAUUUCUCUUUCACUCCGGAACAGUAUCAGCAAUUGAUUUCAUUGUUGAGCUCACAUGCAUCCAGUUCUGGUGUUUCUAAUGAAGCAAUUCACACAGCCAAUUCUGCCCUCUUAGGACCUUUCUUGUUGGAAAACGAUUGGAAUGGGUAAGCUGCAUCAUAAUCUCUAUCUGCUACAAUCUUCAGAAUCUUGCAAAUCUGUUUCCAAUGUAUCUUCUAUCUUAGGAUCCAUUUUCAAUUCUUUUGAAAAUAAUGUUGUGGAU
Molecule: messenger RNA, 1252 nt
Organism: Quercus robur (English oak)
Lineage: Eukaryota; Viridiplantae; Streptophyta; Magnoliopsida; Fagales; Fagaceae
Exons: 2
Coding region: 1-1140 (379 amino acids)
Molecular function (GO): nucleic acid binding; zinc ion binding
Source: RefSeq, a predicted model, not a curated record